ACUGAUAGAUGACGUCACUGUCAGCGUUAUAUUUUAUUUUCUGGUUUCACCUAUGCUGAUUUCUGGGUUAAAUUAAUUAUUUUUCUAUUAGUUAAACGCCAUGAAUAAUAAUGGAGUUUGAGCCUUGUAUUUUCAUCUGACGGAACUAUGUUGCUUUCGGAGAUUAUCGAUAGAACAGUUUGUCUUUUGUGUUAAAUAGGGAUUAAAUAACUCGCUCAACGAUGACUAUGUCCCAGUUGAAAAUGGAUCAAGUGAAAGAAAUGUGUAAAAGUUUGUGUGUGUGGCUGGAGACGGUGGUUCCAAGUGUGGGUAAAAAUUUCGAAGACCUGGCAGACGGAGUAGCGAUAACCGAUGCUUUGGUGCAAAUUUCACCUGAAAAUUUCGAGAAAUUACUCCCGAAAAUAAAGAAGGAUGCAGGGUGCAACUGGAGGCUACGAGUGAGCAAUCUAAAGAAGAUUCUUCAUGCUGUGAUAGAAUAUUAUCAAGAUGUUCUCUCCCUGCAACUACAGCUUGAUGCUGUGAAUCCUGAUGUUGUAGCAUUAGGAGAAAAAUGUGAUAUAGUCCAACUCACCAAACUCUUGCAAUUGGUUUUAGGAUGUGCAAUUAACUGUGAUAGGAAACAAGAUUACAUAACAACUAUAAUGCAGUUGGAAGAAUCUGUACAACAAAAUAUAAUGCAAGCUAUUCAGCAAUUAGAAGAUGUAACCCUUGGGUCAGGCAGAUCAGGAAUAAGCCUUUUGUUGUUUGAUACCGAAACAAAAAAUAGACUUAUCAGCGAGCUUGAAACAGCUAAACAGGCUAAAGAUAGCUUAAGCCAGCAGUGUCUGAAUUUGGAACAGCAAAUACAAAUUCUAAUAGACGAGAAACAAAACCUUGUAAUAGAAAACGAUAAUCUCAAAGAAAUUGAAAAAAAAUAUAAGGACAGCAGAAGACAAAUCGAAAAACUGAAAGAGGAAUUAUUCAAAGAUGAAGUUCAGAAAGAUGACUACAAAUCUAAAAUAAUAGAACAAGAAAAACAAAUAAUGAAUUAUCUGGAAAAAAUUUCGGAAUUAACUGUUGCUGCAAGUGCCACCUCACGUUUGAAAGAUGAGAUCGAUGCUCUUUCAGAAUCUGCACUCAAAGUUCAAGAUCUAGAAAUGACAGUAAAUUCAUAUAAGAAAAGAUUAGAGAAAUAUCAGGAUAUCAAAAAGAAAAUGCAAAAACUUGAAGAGAAAAAUAUGGAAUAUUUGCAGAAAAAUUUAGAGUAUGAAGAAGAACUACAGAAAGUUAAUAUAUGGAAGAAUCAGUGUGAGACAUACAAACAGCAGCUAAAUAAUAUUCAACAAAAACUUGAUGAAGAAAUACAGAGAGCAGAUAAAGCAGAAUAUACUGUUGAAAAGCUUGAGAGCAAAUUACUGGCUUUACAAGGAGAAAAAGAUAGGCUAAUUAUAGAAAGGGAUGUUUUGAAGGACGAAAAUGAGGACUUGAAAUUUGGUAGACCAGCUGUUAAAAGUGGUGCUGCAAUGUCAGAAGAAUUGACUCCAACUGAGAUGAAAGAAAGGCUUCGUUUUCUGGAAAAAGAAAAUAAAUCAUUGAGAGGAACUUGCCAAGAAGCUGAAGCCAAACAAACUCUCCUUGAUAAUGCUUUAGGUAGAAUUGAAAAAUUGCAGCAAAUAAACCGUAACUCUACUCAAACCAUUCUGAAAUUAGAAACCCAGAUAGAAGAGUUGACGAAAAAUGAUCAGAAGAAUGAGGCUCAAGAAAAUGCUAUUAAAGAAUAUAAACAUAGAAUUUUAAUGUUGCAAGAAAGUUUGAAUGUGAAAGAAAAUGAAUUUCAUGCUUUACAAACAAGAUAUAAUAGAAAUAUCGAGAAAGCUAGAGAGGUAGCACAGCACCUUGAUUCGAAAUCUAAUGGUACCGUAGAUAUCCUAGCACAACAGGCACAUGUUAGAGAACUUGAAAACAAGCUAAUAGCUACUGGAUUUUACCGCUUAAGCUUGAAUUGUCAUCAAGAAGCAAUGGAUGAGAGAAUUGCUGCAAUGAGCACAGGUCAGGGUCAAACGUUUUUAGCAAGACAGCGGCAGGCUACACCCAGAAAACAAAUUCAGAGAUUCAAGUCCAAGUAGAUGAGGACCAGGCUCGACAAUCUUAUUGCAAUAUAAUAAUAAUAAUAAUAAGAAUUAUAUUUUUGCAGGAAUUUUUCAUGUUCUACUGAGUUUAUUACAAAUCUCACUGAUAUCUUAUUGUUAUCAUAUAUACAAUUAUGAUAAACCAUUAAUCACAACAAAUGCUGAUAUGAUGAAGUUAUAAGUAUACUGAAAAUUGAAUUAAAGAAUAAAUUUAUGGA
Molecule: messenger RNA, 2326 nt
Organism: Coccinella septempunctata (seven-spotted ladybird)
Lineage: Eukaryota; Metazoa; Arthropoda; Insecta; Coleoptera; Coccinellidae
Gene: hook
Product: protein hook
Exons: 2
Coding region: 222-2105 (627 amino acids)
Biological process (GO): cytoplasmic microtubule organization; cytoskeleton-dependent intracellular transport
Cellular component (GO): cytoplasm; centrosome
Molecular function (GO): microtubule binding; dynein light intermediate chain binding
Source: RefSeq, a predicted model, not a curated record